UUUGAAGAAUACAGCAAGAUGAUUUACCUAGAUGCAGAUAUUCAAGUCUUUGAGAAUAUCGAUGACCUCUUCGAUAUGCCUGACGGGUAUUUUUAUGCCGUGAUGGAUUGUUUCUGUGAGAAAACGUGGAGCCACUCGCUUUAGUAUUCGAUUGGGUAUUGUCAACAGUGCCCGGAGAAGGUCACGUGGCCGGAGGAUAUGGAUUCUCCUCCUCCUCCUCUGUAUUUCAACGCCGGUAUGUUUGUGUUUGAGCCUAGCCCUUUGACUUAUGAGAGCCUUCUUCAGACCCUGGAGAUCACACCGCCUUCACCAUUUGCAGAACAAGAUUUUCUCAAUAUGUUCUUUGAGAAAGUGUACAAACCGAUCCCUCUAGUUCACAAUCUGGUUCUUGCUAUGCUUUGGCGUCACUCUGAGAACGUGGAGCUGGAGAGAGUCAAGGUUGUUCACUACUGUGCAGCCGGAUCCAAGCCAUGGAGGUACACAGGAGAAGAAGCUAACAUGGACAGAGAAGACAUCAAGAUGUUAGUUGAUAAAUGGUGGGAUGUAUAUAAUGAUGAAUCACUCGAUUUCAAACCCAAAAGCCCUCAAGAUGUGGAAGAAACCGUAACCAAAUCGACCAUCCUAGCUUUGGUACUCGAACCGGAAUUUACCUACUAUCCUGCACCUUCUGCUGCUUGAAAAAGUCUUAUAAAAGAACUCAGAGUGUUCCUAUAUCUAUUUUCUUCUGAUAUACAUAGUUUGAAAUAGUAUAGUAUAAGCAGAAAUAUAAAACCUUGGUGAGUUGGAAUCACAGUUAUUAGCUGCCUUUUUCUCGACCCGAGAGGUUUUCAAAUAGUAUAUGCUAAAGUGUGUAAG
This is a messenger RNA of Thlaspi arvense, 855 nucleotides long. NCBI's taxonomy places the organism in Eukaryota, Viridiplantae, Streptophyta, Magnoliopsida, Brassicales, Brassicaceae. The record is from the annotation of a GenBank genome assembly.